Molecule: messenger RNA, 2247 nt
Organism: Aaosphaeria arxii CBS 175.79
Lineage: Eukaryota; Fungi; Ascomycota; Dothideomycetes; Pleosporales
Exons: 3
Coding region: 1-2247 (748 amino acids)
Biological process (GO): DNA-templated transcription; regulation of DNA-templated transcription
Cellular component (GO): nucleus
Molecular function (GO): DNA-binding transcription factor activity, RNA polymerase II-specific; zinc ion binding; DNA binding
Source: RefSeq, a predicted model, not a curated record
AUGCCUCGCCCACCGAAUCGCGACUCACCUUCCUCACACACUUCGGUAGACCAGUCAUCCAUCACGAUUACGCCUCAAGAUUCCCCUGGAAAUAGGGCAGUCAUGGAUAACCAACGCUUGUACCGAAAGAGACACCGUAUCUUGACAUCCUGCACGGAAUGCCAUCGCCGCAAACAAAAGUGUAACCGUGUCCAACCUUGUCAGCACUGUACGAAACGUUCGAAGCCGGAACUAUGCCGCUACGAAAAUGUUGACAGCAAAUAUGGCCAAUACGCCGCCAUCAAUGCAAGUACAAACGCCUCUGGUGAUAGCGGAAUCGAAUCUUCAACGAUAUCGGCGCCUUCGCCAUCAAUGCUGGAAACGAAUUCAUUGUCCCCGCAGGACAACCAGGACCUCGUCAAUGUCCUGGGCUAUUCCACUCACAGUGAACACAAUACCCUAGGCUUAGUCCAAAGGGUGGAGACUACCUCCCCAUCCACAUCGAGCCGUCUUUCUACCUUGAAUAGCAAGCAGCAGACAGCUCUGGACCACAAAUAUCGAUCACUAGUCCGUCAGUUACCAUCAAAGGAGCAUAUCGACAUCCUCGUCCAGCACUUUUUCUCGGAUAUCAAUUGGCACUACGACGUGAUCGAUGAGAUCACUUUCCGUCAGCAGCUCGAGAACUGGAGAAGCAUCCCUUACUCGGCUCAUAGCAACGCGAUAAGUGUCCUGCCCGCCGACGUUCUUGCAUUUCCUUCCCUUCUUUUCCAGCUUAUGGCCCAUGCUCUACUACAUCAACCCGUUGCUGAUGGAACUUGCUCACGCCUUGAAUCCCUGAAAUACGCCUCGGAGAUGACAUUCGUCGAUUUGGCAUGUGACUUCUCCGAAGCUGGCUUUUCAACCUUGGAAACUAUAGGAAAGAACGAAGUGACAGUGGUGGCUGUACAGUCAGGGAUCCUACGUGCAUCCCUAUUGAAAAAUACCGGAAAUGUCAUCGAGGCAUGGCAUGUCCUAGGAACCGCCAUUCGAGACGCACAGGAAAUAGGGCUUCAUGCAGAAUCGACCUCACAAACCCCGUCGGCAAGCAUUGACGCUCAGUGGGAUAAAGAGAUGAGGCGCAAGAUCUGGUUUGUGUUACACAACUGGGAUAUUCACAUGGCUGUCGUGCUAGGAAGACCGAUCACGACAAUGAUGGCCACUGGAAAUGCGCUUGAUCUUCCCGACGACCUUGCACAAAGAGAGAGUGGAACACUGCCGAGAAAGAGAACGUCCCAUGAUCCCCCUACUCCAUCCAGCAUAAUCCAUAUUGGUUACGACGUUGCCUAUCGAUAUUUUCCACAAGUCCAUGGUCUUGAGAACCGUGGAGCACGGAUAGAAGACUACAAUAUUGUGCGAGAGACGCACGCCGCGAUUGUGAAGAAUAUGGACCGUGUCCCGCUUUGGUGUCGCCACGAAGACCCUGAUACACAGUUUGACGAAUUUCCAAGUUGCCACUGGCUGCCGGCGGCGCGCCAGGCAUUGACGAGUGGGAUUUACUUUGUCUUGCUUUCGCUACAUCGGCCCUACAUAUUCAGUGUAGCUGAAAGUCGGACAGUGGCACUCAAGGCGGCACUGAAUAUCCUCACCGUCCAGAGACGAUUGUUUCAUCUGUCAGAACCGCAACAGUACAUUUCAUUCAACAUGGUCUACCCAAUGUUUGACGCAAUGGUCAUCUCACUGGCUACUGUUGUGCUAUUUCCAAAUGAGAACCUCGAUAUUGUCUCGGAAUUGGUCCAGAAUGUGCGCUGGGGCAUUGAUGUGCUCAACAAGAUAGGCGAACAUAAUGCUAUGGCUCGGUCGGCAUACAGCAUUGUGAAGAAGCUAUUCUCCCGGUUGAAGCAAUCUGGUCCACACGCUAUUCAGCAUUCCAGUCAUACGAGCGAGAGCGUAACAGAAUGGUCGAGCACCGAGACCGCGGAUCUUGGUUGGGCCAGCACGAGUUUGGACGGAGCUCCGACGGUGAGUAACGUCGACGCUGAACUGCCAUCACCAACCUACCAGGGAACGGAUUUAGGGGCGUUAAAUCCUCACGGUUUUCACUUUGAGACCCUUUUACCCCCCCAGCCAGUUCAUGAUCUAUUCUAUCAAGAUAUUUACGCACCGGAUAUACAGGAGGCCUGCCCGGGUCCCGAGUUUCCUUUGCAGAGUCUCGACUUCGAUGGUCAUUACCCAGACAACAGUUUCUGGAGCUUCAUGAGUAACUUCACUCAACCAUUAGAAAGUACCUAG